GCUGCCGUGAGCCGCCUUCCUCCCGGCGGGGCCGCCGGCGUGCGCGGGGGCUGCGGGCUUCCAGGCCGGCCCGCACCGACAUGCGACCAUGGACCGCAGGACCAGGGCAAAUCCAGACAGAACCUUUGACUUGGUGUUGAAAGUGAAAUGUCAUGCCUCUGAAAAUGAAGAUCCUGUGGUAUUGUGGAAAUUCCCAGAGGACUUUGGAGACCAGGAAAUACUACAGAGUGUGCCAAAGUUCUGUUUUCCCUUUGACGUUGAAAGGGUGUCUCAGAAUCAAGUUGGACAGCACUUUACCUUUGUACUGACAGACAUUGAAAGUAAGCAGAGAUUUGGAUUCUGCAGACUCACAUCAGGAGGCACGGUUUGCUUAUGCAUUCUUAGUUACCUUCCCUGGUUUGAAGUGUAUUACAAGCUUCUAAAUACUCUUGCAGAUUACUUGGCUAAGGAACUGGAAAAUGAUUUGAAUGAAACUCUCAAAUCGCUAUAUAACCACCCAGUACCAAAAGCAAAUACUCCUGUCAACUUGAGCGUGAACCAAGAGAUAUUUAUUGCCUGUGAGCAAGUUCUGAAAGAUCAGCCCUCUCUAGUACCGCAUUCCUACUUCAUCACCCCUGAUGUAACUGGACUCCCAACAAUACCUGAGAGUAGAAAUCUUACAGAGUAUUUUGUUGCUGUGGAUGUGAACAACAUGCUGCAGCUGUACGCCAGCAUGCUGCACGAGAGACGCAUCCUGAUCACCUCGAGCAAAUUAAGCACUUUAACUGCCUGUAUCCAUGGAUCAGCUGCUCUCCUAUACCCAAUGUACUGGCAACACAUAUACAUCCCAGUGCUUCCUCCACACCUGCUGGACUACUGCUGUGCCCCAAUGCCAUACCUGAUUGGAAUACACUCCAGCCUCAUAGAGAGAGUGAAAAAUAAAUCAUUGGAAGAUGUGGUUAUGUUAAAUGUUGAUACAAACACAUUAGAAUCACCAUUUAGUGACUUGAACAACCUACCAAGUGAUGUGGUCUCGGCCUUGAAAAAUAAACUGAAGAAGCAGUCUACAGCAACGGGUGAUGGAGUAGCUAGGGCCUUUCUUAGAGCACAGGCUGCUUUGUUUGGAUCCUACAGAGAUGCACUGAGAUACAAACCUGGUGAGCCCAUCACUUUCUGUGAGGAGAGUUUUGUAAAGCACCGCUCAAGCAUGAUGAAACAGUUCCUGGAAACUGCAGUUAACCUCCAGCUUUUUAAACAGUUUAUCGAUGGUCGACUGGCAAAACUAAACACAGGAAGGGGUUUCUCUGACGUAUUUGAAGAAGAGAUCACUUCAGGUGGCUUUUGUGGAGGAAGCCCAAGGUCAUAUCAACAAUGGGUACAUACAGUCAAGAAAGGAGGUGCACUGUUCAACACAGCAAUGACCAAAGCAACCCCUGCUGUACGGACAGCGUAUAAAUUUGCAAAAAAUCAUGCAAAGCUGGGACUAAAGGAAGUGAAGAGUAAGCUAAAACACAAGGAAAACGAAGAAGAUUAUGGGACCUGUUCUAGUUCUGUACAAUAUACACCAGUUUACAAAUUACACAAUGAAAAGGGAGGAAACUCAGAAAAGCAUAAGCUUGCUCAGGCACGCUUAAAAAGGCCUCUUAAGAGCCUUGAUGGUGCUCUAUAUGAUGAUGAUGAUGAUGACAUUGAAAGAACAAGCAAGUUAUCUUCUGAAGACGGUGAAGAAGCUUCUGCUUAUCUUUAUGAAAGUGAUGACUCUGUUGAAACAAGAGUGAAGACUCCAUACUCAGGUGAAAUGGACUUACUGGGAGAGAUCCUUGAUACACUGAGCACACACAGCUCAGAUCAGGGGAAGCUGGCAGCUGCAAAGAGCUUGGAUUUCUUUAGAUCAAUGGAUGACAUUGAUUACAAACCUACGAAUAAAUCUAAUGCUCCUAGUGAGAAUAAUCUGGCUCUCCUCUGUGGGGGUUCUGGUGACCAAGCGGAGUGGAAUCUUGGGCAGGAUGAUAGUGCUCUCCAUGGCAAACACCUCCCUCCAUCUCCCAGGAAGCGGGUUUCCUCUAGUGGUUUGACAGAUUCUCUAUUUAUUCUGCAAGAGGAAAACAGUGACAAGCACCUCAGUGCUGACAAUGUGAGUGACCCUACUUCAGGAUUGGAUCUCCACCUGACUUCCCCUGACGUUUCCCAGACUGAUAAAGGAAAAACAGAAAAGAGGGAAACAUUAAGCCAGAUUUCAGAUGAUCUGCUUAUACCUAGUCUUGGGCGGCAUUCAUCGACUUCUGUUCCCUGGGAGAAAGAAGGGAAAGAAGCCAAAGAGACUUCAGAGGCUAUUGGCCUGCUCCAUGAAGUGGUGUCAUUAUGUCAUAUGACUUCUGACUUCCAACAGAGCUUGAACAUUUCAGACAAAAACACAAAUGGAAACCAAACUUAAAUCUUGCAUCCAAGCUUCUACGGAAACAUUUUGAGAUUCAAUGCAAUUGAAUAAACAGAAUUAUUUGUAGGAAUGGCAACUCUUACUAUUUAAUUUUUUUUUUUUUUUUUUUUUUGCAUUUGGAACAUUUUCCUCACUUGUUCGUUUCAAGGAUAUAUGAAAUGCAUUGAUUUUUAAAUAUAAAGCAAAUUCUACUGUGCUUUUAAAUCAGGUACUAGUUUGUAUGUAUGUUAAAAGUAUGUAUUGAACAUAAGAUUUCCCAGUGUUUGGUGCUUAAUGCCAUUCAUUCAUUUUAUUUAAAUUAACUUUGCAUAUAUAACCCAUGCACAGAACCAGUAGCUACUAUACUAAUCUGGUUGAGCAUGAACGGAUCACGAUAUCAAAACCUAUCAAAACUAGCCUGAAACUGAUGAAACAUUAACCCACUAAUUGCCUUAAUCUUAAAGCUGUAUUAAGCAUACUUAAAUAAUGUAUGAAAGUAUGUGUAACGUUUGAAGGAUAAGUUAUUAGUGUUCUGCAGAGCAAUAAUGCCUUCUUCUGUUCAUCAAAUCAAGGUCAAAAUUCAUCUUUUCAAGAUUAAAAAGCUCUCUUAUGGGAAUACUUAAUUUGCUUAUAUAAAGCACUAUAGCCAUGUUUUCCAAAAAGUAUAAAAAUAUACAUUCACCUUUCAUUCAGUGAAAUAUAUGAAGUACUGAAUUACAAUGUGAAGUUAAUGACUUCUGUUUACAAAUGAGAUACUUUAAAAAGUUUUCACAGUCUCUUAGGGGUCCACCCAAGAAAGCCAAAUGCAACCAAAACUGGCCUGAC
This is a messenger RNA of Saimiri boliviensis boliviensis (Bolivian squirrel monkey), 3220 nucleotides long. RefSeq names its product DENN domain containing 1B (gene DENND1B). Gene Ontology annotation, molecular function: guanyl-nucleotide exchange factor activity; phosphatidylinositol phosphate binding. Gene Ontology annotation, cellular component: cytosol; nuclear speck; intracellular membrane-bounded organelle. The record is from RefSeq and is a predicted model, not a curated record. Gene Ontology annotation, biological process: T cell receptor signaling pathway; endocytic recycling; endocytosis. Lineage: Eukaryota; Metazoa; Chordata; Mammalia; Primates; Cebidae.